Molecule: messenger RNA, 527 nt
Organism: Lagopus muta (rock ptarmigan)
Lineage: Eukaryota; Metazoa; Chordata; Aves; Galliformes; Phasianidae
Gene: OPLAH
Product: 5-oxoprolinase, ATP-hydrolysing
Exons: 3
Coding region: 88-504 (138 amino acids)
Biological process (GO): glutathione metabolic process
Cellular component (GO): cytosol
Molecular function (GO): 5-oxoprolinase (ATP-hydrolyzing) activity
Source: RefSeq, a predicted model, not a curated record
UGUUCUACCCAGAGCUGCGUGGCCCGGUGUUCUGGGUGGGCCAGCAGGGGGCACCACGCUGACAUCGGGGGGCUGACGCCGGGCUCGAUGCCCCCCCACUCCAAGACCCUCAGUGAGGAGGGGGCCGUCUUCAUCUCCUUCUUUCUCGUCAGGGCCGGAGUGUUCCAGGAGGAGGCCGUGUCGGAGGUGCUGGUGCGGAGCGGCACGCGGGCGCUGCGGGACAACGUGGCGGACCUCCGAGCGCAGGUGGCCGCCAACCACAAGGGGGCGACGUUGCUGAGGGAGCUGGUGGCCGCCUAUGGGCUGAGCGGCGUCACCGCCUACAUGGAGCACAUCCGGGCGAACGCCGAGCGCUCGGUGCGGGCGCUGCUGCGGGGGGCGGCGCAGCGCUGGGGGGCGGUGCUGGAGGCGGAGGAUCGCAUGGACGACGGCAGCCCCAUCUGCCUGCGGGUCACCGUGCAGCCCGAGGAGGUGAGCUGUGCUGUGCCCCAUAGCGCCCCAUAGCGCCCCAUAGAGACACACAGAGC